CUUUCUCUCUCUCUCUCUCUCUCCUCUUUUCUGGAUCUACGGUGACGAAAUGGCCACUUCCAAUGGCACCGACAACAAAACCACACCGACACCGUCCUCCGGAUCGGCGUUGAUCUUUCUCGGAACUGGCUGUUCAAGUAUGGUUCCCAAUGUAAUGUGUCUCAUCAAUCCCGCUAAUCCUCUCUGUUCCGUUUGCGCUCAAUCAUUAUCUAUUCCCCCUGACAAAAACCCUAAUUACAGGUGUAAUACAUCUUUGUUAAUUGAUUACUGUGGAAGUAAUGGUAAUCAUAACUAUAUAUUGAUUGAUGUUGGGAAGACGUUUAGAGAGACUGUGCUUAGAUGGUUUGUUCCUCAUCGGAUUCCAAGAAUCGAUUCCAUUAUUUUGACUCAUGAACAUGCUGAUGCAGUCCUUGGAUUGGAUGACAUACGUGCUGUGCAGCCCUUUAGUCCAACAAAUGAUAUUGACCCCACCCCAAUCUACCUGAGCCAGCAUUCAAUGGAUAGCAUACAAGAGAAGUUUCCUUAUUUGGUUCAGAAAAAACGCAAGGAAGGGUCAGAAAUACGAAGGGUAGCUCAGAUUGCCUGGAACAUUAUUAAAGAUGACUGCAAUCAACCAUUUUUUGCAUCAGGAUUAAAAUUCACUCCUUUACCAGUAAUGCAUGGAGAGGAUUACAUUUGUUUGGGCUUUCUUUUUGGUGAGAAAAGUCGGGUGGCUUAUAUAUCUGAUGUUUCACGGAUUCCCGCGAGUACAGAGUAUGUCAUUUCGAAAAGUGGAGCUGGACAGUUGGAUCUUCUUAUAUUGGAUUCGUUGUAUAGGACUGGGUCACAUAAUGUUCACCUUUGUUUUCCACAGACUCUUGAAACUGUGAAGAGGUUGUGUCCAAAGCAAACCCUUUUGAUUGGAAUGACUCAUGAGUUUGAUCACCACAAGGACAACGAGUUUUUGAAAGAAUGGUCCAAAAGGGAAGGAAUUCCGGUGCAGCUUUCCCAUGAUGGUUUGAGAGUCCCCGUAAACUUAUAGUGAAGAAAGGGUAAAGCAUGUGACAAUGUACCAUAUACAGUUGAUCUUAUUUAGAUUCCAAAGAGGCUCAGUUUCUGUCGCAAUCCUAGGAACUGACAGUUUUGCUAGAAGGCGGCAUUUAUGGAUUUAACACUUGAUAACUUAAUAUAUUAUUGUGGUGAAAAUCUCGAUUUUGUUUUUAGUUAAACUCUUGAAAUCUGUAUUAGAACGAUUUUUAUUGCAAAAUUGGAGAGCAAAUUGGAUAGCAAUGAGUUUUAAGAGUUAAGAAAUCCACCUGUAUCCUGAGAUUCUUUUGCAAGGUCACUUUAUUCACCACUAAUUUCCUGAUAAGAGAUGUAAUCUUAUAGUGAUUGUUGUUAUAAAUUAUAAAUAAUAAAUGGUCGACUGACCAUUUGAUUGUUUUUCACA
Molecule: messenger RNA, 1429 nt
Organism: Trifolium pratense (red clover)
Lineage: Eukaryota; Viridiplantae; Streptophyta; Magnoliopsida; Fabales; Fabaceae
Product: putative hydrolase C777.06c
Exons: 10
Coding region: 50-1021 (323 amino acids)
Source: RefSeq, a predicted model, not a curated record